UCCCUCACCACAUCAAAAGAGCCAGCAACUUUAUUGUUAUUUUCAUUUUUGCAUGCUCGGCAUUCAAUAAUCCAACGUUCUUCUCACAUUUUCCCUUUCCAUUGCCACUCUCGUUUCAUAUCCAGCAUGGCUGACUUCGACUACAACAGCAUCCAUGAUGAGUUCCUCCGGCUGGUAGACGAUUAUACAAACGGUGGUGCAGAUGCAAUUGUUGGUUCUCGUCCCGCGAUUCUGCAAGCCAUCUUCAACGUGGUCCAUGAUCUCAACACCAGUCAUGAACUGUCUGGGGAGACUGUCGUAGCGAGAAUCUGCGACGCAAUUGCCACCGAGAGGGGCAAUGGAUUGCCAGACGAUGAAGCAUUAGAUUUGGCCAAGGCAGCGGUUCGAGUGGUACAGAGUCACGAAGGCUUCAAUUUGGAUAUUGAUAUGGAAGGAGAAGGGGAUGGAGGAGAAGGUCAUGUCUUGGCCAACGAGGCAUUUGACGCCGUGGACGAGGAGGAUGAUGACGGUGGCGAUGGAGGCGAGGAUGGCGGUCACGGUGACGGACCUCAUGGCGGAGCCGGUGGACCUGAUGACCCUGAAGGCCCUGACGGCCCUGACGAUGGUGGUGGUCAUGUACCUGGAGGUCCAGAAGACGGAGGUUGAGCUACUCAGAUGGAGAGAUUGACGGCAUGUAUCGCGACUCGACAUUCUUUAAUAUGGCUUUUGAUCAGGUUACUUCUUCAUGUUCAUGCUCCUCCCAUGGUGCCAAUAUGGUAUAAAUCCCUACAAGUGGGUAUAAUACGAUCCUAUUCUGC
Molecule: messenger RNA, 797 nt
Organism: Trichoderma asperellum CBS 433.97
Lineage: Eukaryota; Fungi; Ascomycota; Sordariomycetes; Hypocreales; Hypocreaceae
Source: RefSeq, a predicted model, not a curated record